Molecule: messenger RNA, 2664 nt
Organism: Manihot esculenta (cassava)
Lineage: Eukaryota; Viridiplantae; Streptophyta; Magnoliopsida; Malpighiales; Euphorbiaceae
Product: putative pentatricopeptide repeat-containing protein At3g49142
Exons: 1
Coding region: 1-2037 (678 amino acids)
Biological process (GO): RNA modification
Molecular function (GO): protein binding; zinc ion binding; RNA binding
Source: RefSeq, a predicted model, not a curated record
AUGAAAGCGAUCACUGCUCCUCUUUCACGCUACUUUUCCACUGCAAAACAACUAAAAAUCUUUGGUUCAUCUAUCCAACAGCAUGAAUUUGUCCCUCAAAUUGCAGCUUUCACUGAAGACUUGUGUGCUAGCAUUUUGGAUCAAUACCCUGAUAUCAAGACGCUCAAAAGACUUCACUGCAAGGUUUUAACUGAUGAUUAUCUUCGCUGGAACUCGUCCCUUGGCAUCAAGUUGAUGAGAGCUUAUGCUGCUUGCGGUGAACCCGGGAUAACACGCCACAUAUUUGAUGAAAUUACUGACAAGAACGUCGUUUUCUUUAAUGUCAUGAUUAGAAGCUAUGUUAACAACAAUUUAUACCGUGAUGCUUUCUUCGUUUAUAAAACCAUGUCUAGCCAAGGAUUUGAUCCCGAUAUGUACACUUUCGUUUGCAUCUUAAAGGCAUCUUCAGGGUCUGAUAAUUUGUGGGCCGGUUUGCAAAUUCAUGGUGCUAUAUUGAAAUUCGGGAUGGACUCGAAUCUAUUUGUUGGGAAUGGACUAGUUGCCAUGUAUGGGAAGUGUAAGUGUUUGAAGGAGGCUCGACAAAUGUUUGAUGAGAUGCCUUGUAGAGAUGUGGUUUCUUGGAAUUCAAUGGUUGCUGGGUAUGCACAGAAUGAACGGUUCAAUGAAGCAUUGGAGCUUUGUAGGGAAAUGGAGGGGUCAAAGUUAAAACCUAAUGCCUGCACAAUGGCUAGCCUCUUGCCAGCUGCAGGAAACACAUCCUCUGAUAAUGUUUUGUAUGUGAAAGAAAUGUUUUUGAAGCUGGCAAAGACGAGUGUAAUUUCAUGGAAUGUGAUGAUUGCUGUUUAUGUGAACAAUACAAUGCCUAAAGAAGCAGUGGACCUAUAUUUGCAGAUGGAAGCAAAUGGCAUUGAAUCUGAUGUAGUCUCUAUUGUCAGUGUUCUCCCUGCUUGUGGAGAUCUUUCAGCUGUGACACAAGGAAGGCGAAUUCAUGAAUAUGCUAAGAGGAAGAGGCUCCUUCCAAAUUUACUUUUGGAGAAUGCACUGAUUGAUAUGUAUGCAAAAUGUGGAUGUUUGAAGGACGCAAGGGCAGUGUUUGAUCAAAUGCAGUUUCGAGACAUUGUGUCAUGGACUUCUAUGAUAUCUGCUUACGGGAUGUGCGGCCAGGGUCGUGAUGCUGUGGCAGUAUUUUCAAAAAUGCAGGAGUCAGGUUUGAGACCAGAUUCUAUUGCUUUUGUUUCUGUUUUAGCAGCCUGCAGUCAUGCAGGAUUAUUAGAUAAGGGGCGAUACAUCUUUAAUCUGAUGUCUGAAUAUGGGAUAAUUCCAAGGCUAGAACACUUUGCUUGCAUGGUAGAUCUACUAGGACGUGCUGGAAAUAUAGAUGAAGCCUAUGAUAUUAUCAGAGAGAUGCCUCUGGAACCUAAUGAAAGAGUUUGGGGGGCUUUGUUGAGUGCUUGUCGGAUUUAUUCCAACAUGGAUAUUGGGCUUCUGGCUGCUGAUCAACUUUUCCAAUUAGUUCCUGAGCAGUCAGGUUAUUAUGUGUUGUUGUCCAACAUUUAUGCAAAGGCUGGAAGAUGGCAAGAUGUUGCAGCCAUCAGAUCAAUCCUGCAGAAAAAAGGACUGAGGAAAAUACCUGGUAUUAGCAAUGUCGAGCUGAAUGAUCAAGUUCACACCUUUCUUGCUGGUGACCAGUUCCAUCCACUGUCAAAGGAGAUCUACGAGGAGCUGGAUGUAUUAGUGGGGAAAAUGAAAGAGUUUGGUUAUAUGCCUGAGAGUGGCUCUGCCCUUCAUGAUGUAGAAGAGGAGGAUAAGGAAUGCCAUUUAGCAGUUCAUAGUGAGAAGUUAGCUAUUGCCUUUGCUAUUAUAAACACCAAACCUGGCACUCCAAUUAGAGUUACCAAGAAUCUUCGUGUUUGUGGAGACUGCCAUGUUGCAGCCAAGCUUAUAUCCAAGAUUACUAAACGUGAAAUUGUCAUCCGCGAUACUCAUCGUUUUCACCAUUUUCAUGAUGGAGCUUGCUCUUGUGGUGACUAUUGGUGAUUGAUUUAAGCACUUGCAAAAUUUGAUAUGCCGCUAUAACUACUGUGUCAAUCAAGAGAUGCAUGAAGCUUAGGAAUAUCCAAGAUUGUUUUUGCUCAUCACCGCUUCCUCAUGUUUAACAGAAGCCCAAUGGGACAGAGGUAGAAGCAAAAAGGAAGAGGAAAGAAAAGAAGAUGAUGGACUCUGUUUAUUUGGUCAUGCAUCUUGUCCACUUUGCCCAAGUAUAGCAAGUCUGAUAAAAGUCUGGGACCAAAUCAAAUCCAUUUGGUUCAAAUGCUAGUACUCGCCAAUCCAUUCACCUGUCGCAACAAGAGCCUUGUAAGUUCGAUUCUAAUUUCUCUGUGAAGUCUGAUUUCAAUUCUAAAUCAGCUCUUUGUUGAGUCAUACGUCAAUUUGAGGCUUGGGUCAACGCUCGCUUCCCGGCCCAUGAAGCAAGGCGCAGUGGUGGGACUCCAUGUGCACCCAAAUGGUUGACUUCAAUGGAUUAUAGAAAUUAAAUAAGAUUAUAUAGAUAAUAAUGGAUUAGCAUUGAAAAUUUGUCAUGUUCUUUUGCUUAAGACGUGCUUGAGCAAAUAAUAUUAAUACUGUAGUGCAUUAUUUAAGCCGUAAAAUCAAAGUCUUCUAUCA